Messenger RNA from Rhipicephalus microplus (southern cattle tick), 2071 nucleotides. RefSeq lists its product as uncharacterized. Gene Ontology annotation, cellular component: plasma membrane. NCBI's taxonomy places the organism in Eukaryota, Metazoa, Arthropoda, Arachnida, Ixodida, Ixodidae. The record is from RefSeq and is a predicted model, not a curated record. Gene Ontology annotation, biological process: protein processing. Gene Ontology annotation, molecular function: metalloendopeptidase activity.
AUGUCAGGCAGCCCAAACCUUGCCGCCGUCCUGCUCGUCAGCGCUGCAUGCUACGCCAGCAGGAUCCUGGUGGACUGGCUUGCCCUGUGGGCUUACCCGUGGUGCGAUCACCCGACCAAGUGCUUCGACUACGUCCAGGAACUGGACGCCAGCCUGGACCGUAGCGUAGACCCGUGCGACAACUUCUACGAGCACGUGUGCGCGCAUUGGUCUCGCAGGUAUGCCGCCUUCACCAGCAACCUCCACCUCCUCCACGCCCGAACAAUGAGCUUCUUCCUCCACGAGCUAGAGCGGCCAGCUCCUCAGCAUCAAUCAAAGGCAGUGAAGCAGGUCGUCUCUGGGUACCAGGCUUGCCGGAAAGCUUUCAAUGAGCUGCGAGAAGAUGUCCAGGUUCUAUUCGACAUAUUCAGCAAGUUCAGCGUCACGUGGCCAGCCCUGACGCUUCCGGAAAACUUCGACGUGAUCGAGUACUUGCUCGGCAUGUCAUUAGACUACAACCUACCAACGCCCGUGUUGCUGACGCUAGAGCCGUACCUGAGGACGGACAAACGCUACGCCCUUUCUAUGUACAUAAAGCCCACUGGGAAUCACGAUCCGUUCGAUCCGGAAAAGAUAGCCGCUUGCAUGCCGCUGGUAGCGCCUUCGAUAAGCGGCGACACGGCGUUCAACCUCGGUGAAAUCAUCUUCUUCGUGUACCUGGACUUGAUCUACCACAUCGAGGCGUUCACCAGUCUCGAUGUAAUGAUCCCCAGCUACACCACCAUAGAGGCCCUGGCUGAUGACGUCAAAGAUCAAGCACCGUUGGACUCCUUGCUCAACGCCAUCAACAGGCACCUGCCGCAGCACAAGUCCGUUAACAAGGACGAGGAGGUGCUGACCUUGAAAAACACAGGUCUCGUGCUCAAGGAGUUGCUCAGAUCUUCCAAGCAGGCGCACUACGUGGAUCUGGUGCUGUUCAGUGGCUGGAACAUUGUCACAUCCAUGAACUUCGGGAUGUCGUCGUCCUUGUUGAGCUGCGUAUCUGGGAAGUCGGCCUUCGGGAAUUCCUUCCAGGCUGUGGCACGCUGCUUGCAAGCUGCGAAUGAGGUGGCCGGCUACGCCUUAGCCCGCUUUUUCGUCGACAGCAUGGAGCAGGCAGAGGCAGUGCGCAACACGACAGACACGUGGAAUGCCCUGCGCGAUGCCACGGAGCGCAACUUCGCCACUCUGUCAUGGAUGGACGAGUCCACCGCAGCGGGUGCCAUGGGUCACGUAGGUGAUCUCGUUCCCAUCAUACCCUUGCCGGCGCACCUCAACAGUACUGAGGCCCUAGACGCCUUCUACGACUACCUGGUAGAGGACCAGUCGCUGCCCUUCUUCCAGUGGUACAUCCGGUCUAGGCAGCAGAGAUCAGACAAGUACAAGCGCCUCAUUCGCGAAGACCCAAAGGUGACAGUGUACCGCGAAGACAUACCGCUCAGCUCGACGGACGUGAACGCCUUCUACCUGCCGCUAUUCCACAUCAUGGCCAUACUGCCGGCCAUCAUGGUUCCACCGUUCGUGCCCAACGGGGUAGCUCGAAUGGUGACCUACGGAUCCAUCGGCAAGAUCCUAGGUCACGAGCUGUCGCAUGCGUUCGAUCCGCAGCUUAGUUCUCUUACCAGGACCGGUGACACCGCGAGCUGGUGGUCGAAGCAGUCUUUCGAGAUCUUCCUUGAGAAGCAGCGCUGCGUGGAUUCUCAGCUAGCCAACUACACGGACAGCGAGGUACACGCUUUCAACGUGCUCUCGGAGGCAUUCGCGGACACCGCCGGCGCCGAGAAAGCCCGGCUGGCGUACGCCACUCUUCCGACGCAGCAGGGAGCGCUCGGCUACUCGCCGGAGCAACUAUUCUUCGUAGCGGGCUGCUUCGUGUUUUGCGCGAAGAAUGCGUACUCGUGGGAAACCGAGGACAAGUACCCGGCGUACGCGCUGCGUUGCAACAUGCCGGUUUCCAAUCAGAAGCACUUUGCGGAAGCCUUCGGCUGUCCCUCUGACGCAGCCCUCAACCCAUCGACGCGUUGUACCUUUCAUUAUUGACUUGGACUGUGCG